AUGACCCUCCACCCUGAAGUGCAGAAGAAGGCUCAAAUAUUGAUCGAUAAGGUCAUCGGGGACAACAGGCCACCUACUUUCGAGGACAGACCGAGGCUACCUUAUAUCGACUACAUCGUCCAGGAGACUUUACGAUGGUGCCCCGUAUCCCCUCUCGGGGUGCCGCACCGAUCAUUAGAAGACGACAUAUACAACGGCAUGUUCAUUCCCAAAGGCUCCAUAGUCUACGCCAAUGCUCGCGCGAUGACGCAAGAUGAGCGUGCUUACUUUGAUCCCGGGCGUUUCAACCCAGAUAGGUAUGCCCCCGCUGAUCAAGGCGGCUACGGCUAG
Messenger RNA from Colletotrichum graminicola M1.001, 330 nucleotides. RefSeq lists its product as uncharacterized. The record is from RefSeq and is a predicted model, not a curated record. The coding region runs from base 1 to 330 and encodes 109 amino acids. NCBI's taxonomy places the organism in Eukaryota, Fungi, Ascomycota, Sordariomycetes, Glomerellales, Glomerellaceae. Gene Ontology annotation, molecular function: iron ion binding; heme binding; monooxygenase activity. The transcript has a single exon.